UCAAAGUUCCCCCCCUCCCCAAAGGCAGGCCGAGGGGACACUGCGCAUGCGGAGCUCCAAAUUCAAACAGCUGUCGCCAGAGGCGGGCCCGGGGUCGCCCCCCGGGCGACUGCCACGUUAGCCCCCCCCCCCCUCCCCCCGGUCGCCAUGGUGGACCGCGGCCCCCUGCUGACCUCGGCCAUCAUCUUCUACCUGUCCAUCGGGGCGGCGAUCUUCGAGGUCCUGGAGGAGCCCUACUGGAAGGAGGCCAAGGACAACUACAUCAGCAAGAAGAAAAUGCUCCUCAAGGAGUUCCCCUGCCUGGGCACCGACGGGCUGGACAAGAUCCUGCAGGUGGUGUCUGAUGCAGAUGGACAAGGCGUUGCCAUCACGGGGAACCAAACUUUCAACAACUGGAACUGGCCCAAUGCCGUCAUCUUUGCCGCCACGGUCAUCACGACCAUCGGCUAUGGGAACGUCUCUCCCAAAACCCCCGCCGGGCGGCUCUUCUGCAUCUUCUACGGACUUUUCGGGGUUCCCCUCUGCCUAACGUGGAUCAGCGCCCUGGGGAAGUUCUUCGGGGGCCGGGCCAAGAGGCUGGGCCAGUUUCUGACCAAGAGAGGCGUGAGCUUGAGAAAGGCCCAGAUCACGUGCACGGCCAUCUUCAUCGUCUGGGGGGUCCUGGUCCACUUGGUCAUCCCGCCCUUCGUGUUCAUGGUGACGGAGGGCUGGGACUACAUCGAGGGCCUCUACUACUCCUUCAUCACCAUCUCCACCAUCGGCUUUGGGGAUUUCGUGGCUGGAGUGAAUCCUGAUGCCAACUAUCACGCCCUGUACCGUUACUUCGUGGAGCUGUGGAUCUACUUGGGGUUGGCCUGGCUGAGCCUGUUCGUGAACUGGAAAGUGAGCAUGUUCGUGGAAGUGCACAAGGCCAUCAAGAAACGGCGGCGGCGGAGGAAAGAGUCCUUCGAGAGCUCGCCCCACUCCAAGAAGGCUCUCCAGAUGGGCAACCCCAAGGACGUCAACAUCUUCAGCUUCCUCUCCAAGAAGGAGGAGACCUACAACGACCUCAUCAAGCAGAUCGGCAAGAAGGCCCUGAAGACCGGAGGGGAGAAGGAGGCCGGGACGGGGCCAGAGGCGGCCGGGUCGGGCCCCCCGGGCCCGGAACGGGCGCCGCUGGUGCACUACACCAAGAGCCGGAUGAGCUGCGAAGAGGUCGCGCAGGCCCUCAGGAGCAAAGGGCACGUGAGCCGACCCCAGUCCCCCGGCCGGACCGGGGAGGAAACCGUGAUCAUCAAUCAGUUGGACCGGAUCAGCGAGGAGGAGGGUGAGGCCUGGGACGCCCGCGACUCGCGCCCCCUGAUCUUCGAGAACGCCAACAUCAACUUCGUCAACGAGGACGGGCUCUCCGACGAGGAGACGUCCAAGUCCUCUCUGGACGACAACCUGGCCGAGGAGCCCGCGACGCCUCAGAACCUGGUCGAGGCCCCUUCGUCCGACGAGUCGACUUUCACCAGCAACGAGUCGGAGGUGUCCGUGCCUUACGAGCAGCUUUUGAACGAUUACAACAAAGCCAACAUCCCCAAGGGCACGUGAGGCUUCCCAGCCCCUCCCUCCCGGCCCCGGCACAUCCCGGGAAAGCCGUCAACUCCAGGAAGGACGGUCUGAGGACUGGGAGAAACCGGGAGAGAGAAGGCCGAAACCCGACCCCCACCCCCCUCCGUUCCGAGCACAUCUCUGCGGCUCCCCGGGAAUGACUGUCGAAUGACCGGAUGGAACUGACGUUUCGAACCUAAGGAUUCGAUUCUUUUCGACCAAUUCUUUUCACUUCUAAUUCAGGAGGGGCGACAGAUGGGGAAGAAGAGGGACAGCUCUAAGGAAUACACUGGACCUGUGGCUUGCUGUCGGAUUCGGGCUAGAAAAUCUUCCCCUCUCUCACCCCCCUCCUGAUUCCGGGGAGGGAGCUUCCCACUUCUGGGGGCGAGGCCACAGGUCAGAACUCCUAUGGAGGGGCAAGUUGGGGGAGGGCCAACCAUUGGCUCCAGGCUCCCUUCUCCCCUUCCCCAUUUUAAGGAAUGGUUCCUCCCCUGAGAAGGUCGCCAAUCUGCCGACCCAGACUGUGGUUGAACAACCACUGGGGCAUUCUGGGAUUCCAGGGGUGUUUCCUGGUUUGGGAGUGGGAGGGGGAAAUGGUAGCCAGCCAAGAGUAGGAUGGCCAUUGCCCUCACAAGAAAUCGCCCCACCCCAACUCCACUAGGGGAGAAUUCUGGCCUGUCACUCUCUAGCCUGGUGACACCCCACGGGCAUUUCCUGGGUGCUGGAUUAGAAUCCCAAACCCCCUCUGUCCAGCCCUUUUCUUCUCGAAAGUGACUGUGGAUGGGUGAGCAGGUGAUAGCAUCCCUUCCCUCAAGAGGGGAUGACCGGGAAGGCGGAAGAGGAGAUGUGUCCCACGGGAUGGGGCAAGGGGUCAGGAGCAACUACCUUCCCAGAGCCCCCUGGACGGCCAAACCUGCUCCUCAUGGUUUCCGUGUCCUGCCUGAUACGACGUGGCCAGCUCUCACUGGUUUGAAAAGCACAGGAAAGCACAGACCCAAAGAUCUCCCCUCUAGCGGCAGCCCACCUGGAAGUCUUUCUGCCUCCGGGCCGGCCCCCAAGACCAGUGUGGUUCUGGAAACUCUUGUUAUAGUGCGUUCUCCCAAGUGCUUAGUACAGUCGAUUGGUCGUAAAAACCCACGGGGGGGGAAGACUGAGGGAACCCAAGACGGGGAGGGAUGCAGCCAGACCCUGAAAGGCCGAGGGAGAUUGCCCCCUGCUCCAGGCCGUUGGGGGCCUCAUUGGCCAGAGCCAGUUGAACCGGCCUCAGGCGGAGCGGGAGCGGACACGUUCACCGUGCCGUUGCUGCUUUUACCUCAUGAUGUAGGCAGAGCACCCCAGUACUUGGGGAGGGGGCCGGGAGAGCCGAGCCGGGCACCCCAGGAGGGAAUCCUGGUUCGGAGAGAGGUAUCUUACUCCCAGUUCGCCGGGGGGGCCGAGCCGGGCACCCCAGGAGGGAAUCCUGGUUCGGAGAUAGGUAUCUUACUCCCAGUUCCGCUUCUCGGGGAAGGCUCUUGUGUUUUUCAGUGUCUCUUGAGUGUCCGCAGUGACCAGGAUCUCACUUCUGGGCAGGAGCUGGAAGAGGACUGCCCAAUCCAACACUUUAAUAAGGAAAACACUCCGGCCUCCAGCUGUGGGCCGCAACCCCAGCCGUGCCCCUAGCGAGCACCUGACCGAAUCCAGACCCCUCGACCGUGGUCAGAGCUGACUGGGGCACUCAUCCGAGCAGUGCCGAGUUGGGGAAUUUGUUCCCUCUCCCCGAGGCCGACCCUCUCCCCGUGGCCGUCUGUUUAUCCCAGUUUGAUUCCCAGACCUUCAAGCGGAGGGGCUGUGGCUUGUAGUGGACAGUAGAGACUGUGGGCCCUCCUGACACAGGUCGGCCUGACCACGGUGACCAAAGCGGCCACCGCCGGGGGCUGGGCCGGAAGCUGAGGUCGGCCUUCGCUCCUGAUUUCUGAGAUCGUGGCCAGAAAUACUUCACGAGUAUUUGUGCCUCGGAGACACGGCCCGCCGAGCGGGAAGGCGGCAGGGUGAACAGGAGGCGGCCGAGAUUGCGGCCCCAGCUGCUGUUUUCGGGGAGAUGACUGGAAUGGGAAACUGUUUGUGUUGGGAGACUGGGGGAGGAGGGAUAAGAUUUCACGGGAGGGAUUCUGCUCCUCUUCGGGCUUUAUUGUUUUUUGAGUUUCUAGUUUGGGAGAGAUUUGCAGGUUUACGAACGGACUGUGGCUGGCUGCUGUUAAGGGGGUUGAAAGGUAAAACAGAUUCUGCUACCUGGGGAAGGAGCUUACUUGCCUGUUGCUGCUGUUCAAGGUUCCUUCCCUGAGGGUUCCCUGGAUCAAGGAAGUCCAGCUCAGGCCUGUGACCCUGUGACCCAAUUGGGACACCUGACUCCAGGUCACAAACCCACAUGCACAUCUAUCUACGCACACGUGUAUGUGUGCACACUUGCAGAAUCUGGGUUCGCUCUAUGUGAAGAGCAAUCGCGAACCUUCAUCGGAAUGGGAAGAAUCAUCCCCGUGCCGCUGUCGUCUGUUCCAACUCUCCUGUUUUUCUCUUUUUGUCUGUAUUUUUUUUAUUAUAUAUAUAUAUUUUUUAACUCCACUCGAUCCUGUCUGGAAUGAAUUGUGGGCAUUGGUACGAAGCUGCUUGACCCGGGGAUGGAAUCCGUGGCGGGGCCACUGGAUGGUAUCUGAGGAGAGGAAGCGAUCACAUCCAAAGUUUAGUUCCAAAACCUGGAGAAACUGGAGAAACUGGAGGGAAGAGGUCGAGCAGAGGGGGCCGUGGGGCCUGCCUCUCUGACGUGGUGGGGCUGAGGGGAUCCUGGAGCCACGGGAAAGGGGUCCACGCUCAGCCCACCUCGUCCUCUUGUUCUGAGCCAAGGAGGGGAAUCCGAGUCCUUACAUUUCCACGAUUUGUACUGGCGAGUUGGCCUUUAUCCUGUGAAUGCAACAUUCCUCUCGUCGCUGAUUGUCACUGGAAUCACUGUAUGUAAAUAUCGGAAAGCUUCCUGUAAAGUGUAAUUUAUUUUGAUGUUUUACAAUAAAAAAGAAAACGCAACAGCU
Messenger RNA from Ornithorhynchus anatinus (platypus), 4634 nucleotides. RefSeq names its product potassium two pore domain channel subfamily K member 5 (gene KCNK5). Gene Ontology annotation, molecular function: potassium ion leak channel activity. Gene Ontology annotation, biological process: potassium ion transmembrane transport; stabilization of membrane potential. Gene Ontology annotation, cellular component: membrane. The transcript is spliced from 5 exons. The coding region runs from base 148 to 1575 and encodes 475 amino acids. The record is from RefSeq and is a predicted model, not a curated record. NCBI's taxonomy places the organism in Eukaryota, Metazoa, Chordata, Mammalia, Monotremata, Ornithorhynchidae.